Molecule: messenger RNA, 333 nt
Organism: Hevea brasiliensis (rubber tree)
Lineage: Eukaryota; Viridiplantae; Streptophyta; Magnoliopsida; Malpighiales; Euphorbiaceae
Exons: 2
Coding region: 1-333 (110 amino acids)
Molecular function (GO): nucleic acid binding
Source: RefSeq, a predicted model, not a curated record
AUGCUGGAGGAUAUGCUUCAGAGCUGCAUCAUUAAUCUUGAAGAAAGUUGGGAGAAGUACCUUCCUCUAGUAGAAUUUGCCUAUAAUAAUAGUUACCAAGCCAGCAUAAAAAUGGCUCUGUAUGAAGCGUUAUAUGGGAGAAGAUGUAGGACUCCCUUAUGCUGGAUAGAGUUAGGUGAGGAUAAGGUAAUGGGCCCAGACUUUGUGAUACAGACAGAGGAAAAGGUGAAGCUCAUCAGAGAUAACCUAAAAGCCACCCCAGAUAGACAGAAGUCAUAUGCUGAUUUGAAAAGGAAAGAUAUAGAGUAUGAGCUAGGAUAUCUGGAACUAUAG